GGCCCGAGCAUGUGCAGCUGCGGCAGGCACCUGGCAGGGAGCCGCAGCGCCGGGGAUGUGAACCAGGCGGGGAGGAAGGCCCUUGACUCAUCAGAUAAAUCCAGCCCCGCACGGCGAGCGAAGGCGGAGGAGGUGCGGCGGCGCGGCUGUGAGCAGGGGAGGAGGAUGGCGGGGGACAGCGAGCAGCGGCUGGAGGAGCAGGGGCAACCCAGCGGCGGCGAGCCCUUCCUUAUCGGGGUCAGCGGCGGCACGGCCAGCGGCAAGUCUUCAGUAUGCUCCAAAAUCGUCCAGCUGCUGGGCCAGAACGAGGUGGACUACCGCCAGAAGCAGGUGGUGAUUGUGAGCCAGGACAGCUUCUACCGGGUUCUCACCUCGGAGCAGAAAUCCAAAGCACUCAAAGGCCAGUUCAAUUUUGACCACCCAGAUGCUUUUGACAACGAGCUGAUCGUGAAAACACUCAAAGAGAUCACAGAAGGGAAGACGGUCCAGAUUCCUGUCUAUGACUUUGUCUCCCACUCCAGGAAAGAGGAGACGGUGACCGUGUACCCUGCCGACGUGGUGCUCUUCGAAGGCAUCCUGGCCUUCUACAGCCAGGAGGUGCGGGACCUCUUCCGCAUGAAGCUCUUCGUGGACACGGAUGCGGACACCCGGCUGUCCCGCAGAGUGCUACGAGACAUCAGCGAGCGAGGCAGGGACCUCGAGCAGAUCUUAUCUCAGUACAUCACCUUCGUCAAGCCUGCCUUCGAGGAGUUCUGUUUGCCGACCAAGAAGUAUGCUGACGUGAUCAUUCCCAGAGGAGCAGAUAACGAAGUGGCCAUAAACCUGAUAGUGCAGCACAUCCAGGACAUUCUUAAUGGAGGACUCAGCAAACGCCAGAGCAACGGCUACCUGAACGGCUACACUCCUCCGCGCCAGCGGCAGCCCUCAGAGUCCAGCAGCCGGCCUCACUGACGGGCGGAGGUGUGAGGCUGCGGGCCGGGCACCAGGCCCUGCCACUGCCCCUCUGUACAUACUGUCCGUUCGAUACCCCCUUAUCUAUUUAAGAAACCAGACGGAGACAAAUGCCUUUAAUUUUGUAUGUUUGAAAUGCCAAAUGAGAAGCAGCCGGUUUGCUCAGGAGCCCGGACCGCCCACAGCUCCUGGCCUUGCUCAAUAACUCCUCCAUCACGGAACCGGCUAUAAAUCUCUAUAAAUAUAGAAUUGCUCUAUUUUUGUGUAAAUGCAGAAUAACGUAAAAUUACUUGCCGUAAGGUAUUUGCCAGGCUCAGUGUUGCUGGGAGGGGCCGGGAAGAGGGUCCUGGGAGAUGUUGGUGUGAGGAUCUUCACCUCAAAGUCGGUAAGGAAGGAAGAGCAUUCAGCAACGGCUUUAGUAUCGCAGGUCUCCAUCCCAGAGAAGGACUGGGCUGUGGUGGAGGUGGCAGCUUGAGUGUGGCAUGAGUGUUACAGCUGGGCCGGGGUUGCCUCCUCCUGCCAUUGCUGUUCAGGUCUGAGCAACCUGGUGUUGGCUGGCAGGCGCUGGCCAGUGCCACUGGGAGCUAGGAGAAUGAUGUGGAAAUACCUCUCCCUGACUGUCUCUGCACGUCCAAGUCUCAGUCCCUCAACAGCAUCCCAUUCUGUUCUGAAACCCCUUCCCACCACAGGUGUGGGGCUGCUGUCACACCCUCCAGCAAGGACCUGGUAGGUGGUGCUGGGAGUGUGGUUAUACAGACACGGCAUCUUGCAUUUUUAGCAGUCUCACUGCCUGGCGUGUGUGGGGCAACAUGUGGAUACCUUCAGUCCCUCUGGAGUUUGGUGGCUGUGUCUGUGGUGGCACUGCUACUUGAGCCCUGAGCUCAGCCCUGAGCCUGGAGGUUGGCUUGCAGGCCAGAGGUGUGCCUGUCAUUCCUCACUUGGAACAGUUCUGCUCUUGUGUGGGGGAUUUGGGGUCUGCAACAUACAGCUAAGGGGGAACCAGCCUCUUCUAAAAGAAAGGGGCAAUAAAUUUUAAAAGGCAGCUGAGGGGCUCAGCAGUGUGUGGUGAUCCUGGGGCUGCUUGGCAUCCCUACGUGCCAUCCACAGGCCCCAGCGGGGUAGUGUGAAACUAGGUGCCCAGAAGUCCUCUGCUCCCCUUUUUCAGAGCAUGCUGUUGCCUGACCUGUGUCCCUUUCAUUGUGUCCUGGCGGACAACACUGUCCCUGCAGUGUGUUGUCACGAGGGCUCCUCAGGCAUGCCCUCCCAUGCCCAGGGUGAGAAUUAGUCUCCCCUAAUCUAGUAGUGUUACAACAGCUGUGUCUGGGGGUCCUGGUGGGGUUGUACUGCAGAUCUGGGGAUUCCUGGGGAGCAAGGUGAGGCAGUUGGGCUGGGGCAGGGGCUUGAUGGGAGCCAGUGGAGGGAAUGUAGUGGGAUAGUAGCCAGGAAAGAUGCUUUGCCCCACGCUGCUGAGACUGACUUCCCCUACUGGAAACAAAAUUUCGUAGGCAUCCAUCCCACAAAGCCUGGAGCAGGAAUCCUUAGACUUGCUCUCUCUGAUGCUUUUCAGUCUUUCCAGAGCAUUGGUUUUGCCCUGUAUGGUUAAAAGUUUAAGACCUUAGACCAUGCUCUGUUGCUCUCCAGCCCGAUGUGAGCUGAGACAAGCUUUGGUCUUUGUGCAGAGAACAAGAAAGGAAACACCUCCCCCCAGUGACUGGUGCUGGGGCAAACUGGUUCCCUCUUGGUCUGUGAUGGGGGCACAUGACAGCCGUUUAUCCCCCUCCCUGUCUUCCAGCACUCCCCAGGGCAUGUCAGUUUUGCCAUAACCAAGGGCUGGCACUGGCUAAUUCUACGUAUUGCCAUAGGUAAGAGGGAUCACAGCCCUUCAGAGCUGGUGAGGCUUCUCGGGGCUUAAGCAGCUGAGACAGCCCUCAAGAUAAAAUAGUGGCCUCCUCUCCCCAGUGAAUAAA
Messenger RNA from Empidonax traillii (willow flycatcher), 2918 nucleotides. It is a transcript of the gene UCK2, whose product is annotated as uridine-cytidine kinase 2. The transcript is spliced from 7 exons. Gene Ontology annotation, cellular component: cytoplasm; cytosol. NCBI's taxonomy places the organism in Eukaryota, Metazoa, Chordata, Aves, Passeriformes, Tyrannidae. Bases 10 to 951 code for a protein of 313 amino acids. Gene Ontology annotation, molecular function: kinase activity; ATP binding. The record is from RefSeq and is a predicted model, not a curated record.